CCGACGACGCCGCCGCCGAUGCCGUGUCCGCUCGUCGCCGCUGCCAACGAGGCUGCAUCCGCUCGUCGCCACCGCUGCCGCCGACGAUGCCGCGUCCGCUCGUCGCCGCCGACGAGGCAGCAUCCGACCGCUCAUCGCCGACAAGAACCCCGGCGUCCGCUCAUCGCCUCGCCCGUCGCCGAUGCCGCGUUCGCUCAUCGCCUCCGCCACCGCCGAUGCCGCGUCCGCUCGUCACCUCCCCAGCUGCCACCACCGCCGCCGCGUUCGCUCGUCGUCACCGCGCCGCCGCGUGGUGGUGGAGCGGGAGGGAGGUGCGGGGAGGAGCGGGAGAAGGCCGAGGGGUACAGGAGAGAGAUGGGGGAGAACCGUCUGGGAGGGGAUGGCGGAAAAAAAUCUGGUGCAGACCGGAUGCAAAACAGCAGUCCGUGCGCCCCGACGCGGAUGCAUGACGCGUGGAUGAGGCGCUCAUCCGACGGCCGGCCCACACAAGCGGGUCCGCAUCCUGCACGGCUCGACUCAGGUCGUUCUCCCUCAGCUCGGCUUGCGCGGCUCAGGAUUAGAUUGGGUAGGGCGUGAUUAGAGGCGGACGAUUAGAGCAAAACAGAUUCGCUACAUGGCAGGACGAGGAGUCCAGCAGAAGAGCACAGGCGCCGCCGAGCUUCUGGUGCCGUCGUCUCAUCUGAUGCAACCUUUGCCUGCCGUAGCGCACGACAUGGCAGGACAAUCUUCACAUGAACACGAUGUAAUCGUUGGGGAUCAUGGAGCCGAUGGCAAGCAGAGAACGCAGAUCUCCGAGUUUAUGACCAUGGAAGAAGAUGUUGCCGGCGCUAUCGAUGCCAACGCUAAUGGUGAUGACAACACACUAUGUCGCAUAGUACUUGAAGAGAUGGCAGAUAAAGCACCAAAUCAGGCCAAUGAUAAAGUUGCACAAACUUUGAUCUUGCCUCAAGUUGGAAUGGCUUUUGAUUCAGAGCAGAAAGUGUAUGAUAUGUACAACACCUAUGCCGGGAAGAUUGGGUUCAGUAUUAGAAAGAGCCAAGCAAAGCACCGAGUCGAUGGAACUAUAUACCAGAAAUAUAUAGUUUGUAGUAACCAAGGACAACGACAGACUAAGUCAUCACUAGACACUACUAGGACGAGUUGUGAUGCUUGUGUUCAGUUUAGUAUUUGUCGAAAGGGAAUUUGGACAGUGCAAAAAGUUGUACUUGAACACAACCAUUGUCUUGUUAGUCCAAAUAAGUCGCACAAGGUGAGGUCCCAACGGCGUGUUAUAGAAGCAGAUAGGCAGCUAAUUGGCCAAAUAAGGGAAGCCGGGAUGAAACCAGCGCAAGUGUAUGAGUUCAUGAAGGAGUGGUAUGGAGGAGCUGACAAAGUACCAUUCUCAAAGAUGGAUUGCAAUAAUGAGAUCGGUCGCGAACGCAAGAAGUACUUAGAAUCCAAUGACACACAAACAUUGUUGGAAUAGUUGAAGAAUAAGCAAUUAGAGGAUCCUACAUUUUUUUACGCCAUCCAAAUAGACAAGGAAGAUGGUCGGAUAGCUAAUUUCUUUUGGGCAGAUGGUCAAUCUAUCAUGGAUUACUCCUGUUUUGGUGAUGCUGUGUCAUUCGACACCACAUUUGAUACUAAUAAGUUUGAAAUGCCUUUUGCUCCACUCCUUGGAACCAACCAUCACAAGCAGACUGUAAUUUUUGGUGCUGCGUUGUUAUUUAAUCAAACUAUUGAAUCAUUUGUUUAGCUCUUUGAAACUUUUCUAACAUCAAUGUCAGGAAAGCAUCCAAGCACAAUUUUCACUGAUCAAGACGCGGCCAUGGCAGCAGCAAUUGCUUUAGUAUUCCCAAACACAAGACACCGUCUUUGUUUGUGGCACAUUUAUCUAAAUGGUGGUAAAAAUCUUGGUCAUGUCAUUCAUAAGCAUCCUAACAAGUUUCUAACUGAUUUUAAGAAAUGUGUCUAUGAGGAGAAAGCGGAGUAUCAUUUCAACAAGAUGUGGCAUGAAUUGUUGAGUGAAUACAAGCUUGAGGAUAACGUAUGGAUGUCAAAUCUAUAUAGGUUGAAGGAAAGUGGGCUAUUGUCUUUCGUGACUCUUUUACAGCUGAUAUGACCUCGACUCAAAGGAGCGAAGGUAUGAAUAAUGUCUUCAAGAAAAGAUUUCGUAGGAAACUUGGUCUUUCUGAGCUCCUUGUAGAAUGUGAUAAGGUUGCUGCCAGUCUUCGUGAAAAUGAGUUGGAUGCAGAUUUUAAGUCAAGAAACUCGAGCCCCGUUACUUGCAUCCCAAAUUUACCUAUGUUGAAGACCGCAGCUGACUCAUAUACAAGGAAGAUGUAUUCAGAGUUUGAAGAGGAGUUUACAAAACAAUUUUCAUUGUCAUGUAAGUUGUUGCAAACUGAGGGAUCAAUAUUGACAUUCAUGGUUAUGCCCAUGGAAUCAGAUCAGGAAGCAACAAUUGUGUAUAACACUGCGGAUAUGACCAUUACAUGUUCUUGCAGAACGUACGAGUCCAUUGGUAUACUGUGCAAGCAUGCCCUCAGAGUCUUCAAUAUGAAUGAAGUUUUCACUAUGCCAUCUCAAUAUAUACUCAACAGGUGGACAAAAUAUGCGAAAAAAGGAUUUAAUAUUGAUAAACAAGGAAGUGAGAAGGAAACUUUGAAAACACAUGCUGCACGUAUCUCUCGAAAGGCAACAUCCAUCGCUUUGAAAUGUUCAGUUUCGAAAGAACUUCUUGAUGAUUUGGAGAAAGCCAUAAAUAAUUUGGACUUGGAGGCAGAUAGUUCUCUAAGCAAGAUGCAAGAAAAAACAUGUGAGGUUCCUCUAAAUUCAAAUGACUGUGUUAUGGACACAUUAAAUGGUGCAAUAUCAAUUAGAGUUCCUCGAGUGGUCAAAGGCCCAAAGAGUAGACGAUCAAAAGAUGCAGUUGAAAAGAAGAAACGGAAGAAAACAAAAACUGCUAAGAAUAAAGGAGAAGAUCUAAAUAAUGCAUCAGAAGAUGAAGAUGAAGAUGUUGGUGAUGUGUGUGGGCAAUCUUCGACCAUGGCUGCAAAUGAUGUGUGUGGGCAAUCCUCGACCAUGGCUGCAUAUGAUGUGUAUGGGCAAUCCUCGACAAUGGCUGCAUAUGAUGGGUUUGGGCAAUCCUCGACCAUGGAUGCUCCUUUAAUCCAAGGCGGAUUUACAAGUCUUUUAUUUGGAGUUCAGCGAGAUUCAGCCAUGGCUGCUAGAAAGUUACAUUUCAAUUAAUAGCAUUUGGCUCAACCUACAAUGAGUAGGCUUUUUUUGAAUAGAUUUUGGUGUAUCCAUGAACCUGUACUCUUUUACCGUGUUGCACUAUAUUUUAUUUUCAUUUUGCAUUGUGUUACACUAAACUAUCAUUGACGUUGUCAGUUCUAUCCAUAAAUUUGGUAGCUAUGUAUGAUAUAUGAAUUAUCUACAUUGUUUCUGAAA
Messenger RNA from Oryza sativa Japonica Group (Japanese rice), 3435 nucleotides. The record is from RefSeq and is a predicted model, not a curated record. NCBI's taxonomy places the organism in Eukaryota, Viridiplantae, Streptophyta, Magnoliopsida, Poales, Poaceae.